This is a messenger RNA of Daucus carota subsp. sativus, 7118 nucleotides long. RefSeq lists its product as uncharacterized. Gene Ontology annotation, biological process: protein transport by the Tat complex; intracellular protein transmembrane transport. NCBI's taxonomy places the organism in Eukaryota, Viridiplantae, Streptophyta, Magnoliopsida, Apiales, Apiaceae. Gene Ontology annotation, cellular component: membrane; TAT protein transport complex. The transcript has a single exon. Gene Ontology annotation, molecular function: proton motive force dependent protein transmembrane transporter activity. The coding region runs from base 1 to 723 and encodes 240 amino acids. The record is from RefSeq and is a predicted model, not a curated record.
AUGUUGAUCGGUUUUGGUUUGACAUGGUUUACGCGUUACUGGUUCCCGGAAGAGUUAAUAUCUCCAUUAGCUAAACCCUUUCUUACCCUGCCUUUGGACUCGUAUUUUGUUCGUACACAAUCAACGGAGGCCUCCCCGACAUAUGUUGCAACGUCUCCAAUAGCAUGCUCUUACUUCGUCUUUCCCUUAAUAAGUCAUCAAAUUUGGUGCUUUUUGAUCCCCAGUUGCUAUGGGGAACAAAGGACGAAAUACAAUCGAUUCCUCCAUUUAAGUGGUUCUCGCUUCUCCUUGUUCCUGUUUCUAACUCUUCCCCGGGUAGUUCCCAAUGUUUGGCACUUUCCAUACUUCAUGGGUGCAACAUCAACAAAUUCGCUCAUGAUCAAGUUACAACCCAAGAUCUAUGACCAUAUUAUGUUAACUGUUCGUAUUUCGUUCAUUCCAUCGGUAUGCUCUCAGGUACCUGUAAUUGUGAUCCGUUUGCCAGAACCAAGGGGUCUUUCUGUGGAAACCUCCACGAACAAUCGUCGUUUUUUGAUGGUUUUUCCGCUUCUCACAGCUGCUCUUUCCACACCUCCGGAUAUCUGGUGCCAAAUCGUCGCCCGUUUCCUUAUUUCUUUGAUAAUAGAGUUGGCUAUCUCUGUGGCAUCGAUUGUACAAGUUCGUGAAGAGGGCUGGACGAGUGGAAUGAGGGAGAGCGGCUCGAUCGACAAAAAAGAAGAGUAGCCCCCCUAGAACCUGGCAAAGUCAUUAUCAAUGAAUUCCCGAGCAAUUAUCAACCAAUCACGUAAUUUGUCGACAGAAAGCUGAUAUAAAGUCAUUGAUAUAUAAAUUGAUCUAACUGGACCUUCAGCCCCUAUUCCAGACUAUUCUUUCUACAGGAGAUAGAUGAAACUCGCUGACAAGGCUAGCUACAGCGCAUUCAUUGCACCCUCCCGUCUCUUCUUCAAAAUAAAAACGGUAUUCGUUUGUACCGGCGGUUCGUCGAGCGCAGCUUCCCUUAAACUAACUACUUUAUGGGAAUCCCUCGCCGAUCGAUCUUAGCACUAUGCUUCACACAGGUUUUUUUAUAGAGAGAGAGAGUAAGACGCCUUUCUGGGGCUUUAAAGCAGGGCCACAGAUAUUGCAAAACUUUCGGAGACGGGAUGGAAAGACUUUCGUGAGAAGAGAUGGUAGGCUUGAUACGGAUACAGCUGCUUAUCACCCACCUUCUAAUCGAUUUUGGAUUGGAAGGAGGGUGAGGAACGAACACAGUGGUUUGACUGCUGGGAUCCCAAUCGGCCUGCAUCAGCGGAAAAUGGAACUCUCGAAUCACGGGUGACUCGCUUUAUCGGGAUGGGAGGAAUUGCUUAAUCGGCAUUCCUUCCCUAAAUAAAUCCACUAGUAGGUAGCGGUAGGAGAGAUCUAUUAUGGUGGGAUGGACCGUUAUCUAAUUCCGGCCGGCAUUUCUGUCAAUCGGCGUAAGCACUCCGCUCGUUCGUAAGCCCCUUUAGAGAGAGGAGAGAGGGGCGAGGGCGGCUUUGAUGAGAGCUAAGGGCCGAAGGCGGCUUCGCUUAGUAUAUAAGCUGAUAAGACCUGCGGCAGAUACAGUAGAGCGCAUGCAAAAAGUAGCUUAUCUUAUAAAGUAGACAGCAAAAAGGAAAUUGCCUGCCAUGAGACAGACAAGCCGCUCCUUCACUAUUGCAGAGCGGCUUCGCUCAAUAAAUGCUACAAUAUUUUUUUAGUAGAAUAAUGUGGUUUUUUCUAGUGGAUUGGAGCGGCUUCGCUAUCCCAUGCAAGUGAAGGGACAGUCCUCCUAUCGCGAACCUAUCCACUUAUCUACCGCAUCGAGGCGAACAUCUCGGCUUGGUUGGAAAGCUUUUAUAUAGCAAUAAACCGGAAGGCUCAGGUCUUUCCGGGGCCAGGCAAGGGGUUCGGAGUUGGGUCGAAGGAGGCCAACUAAAACGGAGUUUAGGUAAAAAAAAAGAAAGAGCUUGGGAUAAAAACAAACCUCACCCUAGGAGUCGGAGUCACCUGUGAAAGGAACGGAGUUGGGCCCUACGCCUAAAUAGGAUCGGCUUGGGUUCGUAUGAAUGGAACGGCAUAGAAAAGAAACCAUUGUAUGCUACCACGCUACGAUUUUUAUUCCGAAAUAUUUUAUCGCUACUAUCGGGGCGGGGGCCCGUCUUUCGAGUCGUUCUUACGGCCGUGGUAGCUGCCGAGCCUCCAUAUCGACUGGGAGUUGCUCUCUCGUCUUUUUUCCUCCGCCUUCCUCUCGUAAUUGACCCUAUCUUUUCUGCUACGCCUAUCCAUCCGUCAGAUUUACAUCCAAUCCAGCCGGGUGAGCGAUAGCGGCUCCUGUUUACUAAUAGAUCUGCCGCCACUAGUAUAACAAAAAAAGCACAUAAGGAUCCGGAAUCUUUCAAUUGACUGAUCAGGAUCAUAGAAAGCCCGGUAUUACCAGAAAGGAUAGUCGUGAUGUCCCUUUAUGGCCGGCCUAAUCAGUAUGGAGCCGAAGGCUCGGGUUUCCAGCAGGCCCCUUCUCUUGCUUUCCCUUUAAGUGACAAGGGGGGUGGGCCGCUCCAAGCCGAAAGCGAUAGCGAAUCCCGAACUUGCCCACGCUCAUCCAAACCGACCUCAAAAAGCGAUCGGAAAGCGAAGCCCUUCCUUCCAAUCCAAGCCGGCAAAGCCGCCCCUAUAUCUAACCACCGCUCACCCCGAUCACAUAUUGGCGCGUUCAUGAUGCAUCAUGAUCAAAAGGCCGUAAAGAAGACAAGACCUAUGCAUCAGUGUACUGUCAUGAUCACAUAUUUUCUCUAUUUUAUUGACGACUUGAGGGCGAAGCCGCCUAUUUAUUAUUAUUUAUUAUUAUUAGGGCAAAGGGCGCUCCCUCCUCCUAACUCCUUCCACUUCUCCCAGGGACAGGGACUACGGCUUGACCUUCGGGGAAGAAGUCCGCGGGACCCCUCUCCUUCUAGGGCGCCUAGAUAUUGAAAGGUUAUCCCUUUGCAACGCUGGAAGCUAAGCAAAGUCACGAAGCUGGCUGACUACGCUCGAGCAGAGCUCAGGCCCGGGGGUGGUGGCUGAACUCGCCGCAGAGUUCAGGAGCGAGAAAGACUAUCUUGAUGAAUGCAAUAAGAGCCGGCUGCUCUCGCCGCAGCAGAGUGCUUUGCCCAUGCUGCUAUCCGCCGCCGAAGCGCGUCUAAAGGAAAAAAGGCCAAAGAGUGAUCUUUGAACGCUACUACGCAUCCUUACUCAUAGUAUAGUAAGGUAGGUUUGGGUAUAGCAGGACUUGAACCUGCGACCAUUAGGUUAAAAGCCCAAUGCUCUACCAACUGAGCUAUACACCCCCAAAAAUAUGUAGUAGUAAAUAAGGAUUGGUGCGGAAAAGAGGGCGGCCCCUUCGCUUAGAUAGCAAAGCCGCCUUCAGCCCCUCUUCUUCUCAUCAUAUGAAAGGGGCGCGGCUCUGUAUGAGGCUCGUACUGCAGAGCAAGCGAAGAAAACGUAAGGGUGCGCGUUAGCACUCCUGCAAAAAACGGGCUAGCUAGCGCUAACCUUAUUGAAAACUCAAGGAAAGCCUUGAUCGAUAUGAGAAAGAUGCGCUCAAGCAUGCGAAGAAAGCCGGCCUUACUCAACACCUUUAUUAGUAAGGUUGCUUGUUUCCACUCAUUGAAGAUUCUAUCUACAAAAGAAGGUCAACGGGGGAUACUAAAAGCAAAUGGCUCUCACUGACACCAUCUACGAGAAGGUGAGGUCGUCUUUCUUUCCAGCCGCCAUACGGUUCGCCUUAAAGACGGAGAAGGUGAGGAGCAGUUAUCUAUGUAAUUACGGUCUUUGUUGGCCGUUGUUCCGGUCGAGCACUCUUUUUUCUUUGCCCAAUUCCGUCUUACCAAACAAGACUUACUUCUUACCAACCCGCGAAGGGUUGUGAGGCUGGACCAGGUAUGAAGAAUGAAUCUAUAUCUGUGCACGGAAGUUGCUGGCCGGCGGCCGCUCAACUGUUCGAGCGCGGUGGUAUUGGUUCCGAUUCGACAAAGGUAUAAUGCCUGGUCGGGGGUCCAGUACAGUAGGUAGCAGGCGUGUUCGUUUUGUUUUGGCUUCCGAGCGAGAAAUAGGCAAUGCACCAUGCUUGCUGCUACGUACGUUGACCUUUACUUGACAGAUUCAUCCAAUUUCACUCACACUCAAAGGAGGGCAAUCCAACUUCCAUUGAAGCAGCUUCCCCGGAACUAGCUGCCAUUGAAUCGGUUGGUGCCAUUGAUUCUCUUGGAGGCAGGGCAAUAGAUUAAGAUUUGGCGGUAAGCGAAGGAACUUUAGGGCUUAGGGUAGCGAGUGAGCCUUAUCAUAAAGCAUAAAGGGUAGGCAACUUCAAUAGGUCUAGGGGAGGAAGAAGGAGUUGUUCAUAGCUAAGAAUCGCUAAGGCCAAUCAUUCCCUAGUCUAUCCUAUAUAUCUUUCUAUUCUAGCUGGGAUAUUCUCUCUAUUCAAGCGGAUAAGAGAACGGCGGUUACUUGUGCAGCUCCCACUAGGCUCAAGAGAUGAGGCUAAGCGAGAUGUAAAACCUAUCGCUAGCGAUAUACGUAACGAGGCAUUAGAGCAAAGGCUUUGUCGCCAAAUGGCGUAUAUAAUACGAUAGUGCGGUAUUGUUGUUAUGGAAAGUCGCUCUAUUUCCUUGGAUCUCUUAAUCCAGUAUGUUUACCCUCACUGACAGUAUGAAAGAAGGUAGCUCACCACCAAGUCUAGGUACCCCAUCAUAUGUCACAGUAGGGGAUCAAUGCUCAUUUACAUAAAAAUGAGCUAGACCUGCAGUGAAGUCUUGGGAGCUAAUAAGCCAGGUAAGAGAGGACACCUUAGUAUAGGAAAACAAGAAGCAUAAGACACGAGUUCCGGUAUUAGUACCUCCCAUUCUCUGAUGACUCUCAAAGGAACAAAGAGGUAAGCCCUAUAAAGAGGGAAAAGCCCUAUUAGUUAACUGCCGCCGGUGCUACUUCCUUACUUAGUCAAAUACCCUGAUCUAUUCAUUCAAGAAAAGAAGAUAGUGAUUUGGCUAACCUCAGGUACCUUCCCCCAAUCGAACUAUCGUGCGUGACACAUACCUGCCGAUUCCAUAUAAGCGUAUUUCACUCAUUGCUAUUAGUGGAAGAAUGCCCUCAAAGUCCCUCAAAUGCGGCUGCCUUGAACGAAUCCCAUUCGUAGUUCUGAAUAAACCUCCUAAGUCAAUCCGGACGGGAUAAAUUCCAAAGGAUCAUGCCGAGUUCCUGAAAGAUUCUUCAGUCUACCCAGGCUUCUUUUUAUCUGCUUUUUUCUUUCCCUAUCUUCCAAUAGAGAAUAGAACGUUUCCGCUACCCUUUUGUUUUGACAAAGCUGUAUGCCCUAAUAGCAUUAACAUUCGAUAGUUGACCCUCGACCUAAAGAAGUUCAGAUUGACUGCGAAGUAAUGCACUACUAGAAAGAUUGAAUAAUGUUGACCUUUCGCUUCGCUCGAGUCACUACGUACCUUAGACCGUAAUGUGAGAUCAAAUCUAUCAUGUCGCUUGCUAUUGAUCGAACCUAUCUUUCUUUUGUUUGCCCAUUCGCUCCCCUAUAUCAAGUUUUUCCAUCCUAUCCUUGAGUUUGAGUAAAGGUGCCUCACGCUUAGUGUGGAUGCUUCUCCAUAACCAGAGAACUUUCUCCGGAUCAUAUCCAGUAGCAAGCAUCCCUUCCUUAGAUUAGAUUCGAGAGUAGGCAUGCCCAGACCCAGCCCAGCUUUGCAUCAUUACUCGCGGUUGGUUAGGAGCAGCGUCAGGGGAAGGAACGGGGGCAUGGGUCUCUCGGGAGCAAAGGCUUCGGUUGGGAUAGAAGCAUAGGUACCCAGAGCGGAAGAUCCACCGGCGGAUCCUACAGCAGAGGCAGAGGUAGCUGGAGAAGCUGCAAUGGUAGUUUAUUAUGUUGAGUAAGUUGAACCAGCCGAAGAAAAAUAAGAAGGUAGCAGCUACUUCUUCUGCUUCUUCGGUUGUUGCCGCCUAAUUAGCUACGAUCAAUGAAAAUCUCGUAAGAAAGCUGUGCCACGAACAGCGCUUUGCCCCUUCUAUAUAAGCUGCACUGCGCUGAAUGAGAAAGAUCUCCUGCCCCCAUCUAUUUGUUGUGGGGUUCUUUACUUGGUUUAAAACCGUUCAUUUUCCUACAAGCAAGUCUUUCUUUCAAUUGUGCAAUUAGUUGUCUCUAGGCAGCCACCAUCAGGCGCCUUUACGCAAGAUGAACUCUCUUCCUAAAAGUACACCGCACAUAUUGUUACUCUUUAGCCAUCUAUGAAUCCUUUUCAGAGUCCUCCGGUCGAGUUGGAAAACAACCCUUGAGACCUCGUCGCGGCGUUAGCAGCCAUUGACAUUGACGAUGUGAUGUAUUGAAGACUAAGCGAGCCAGCCUAGAACGGAACAAAAGAAAUUUCAAUGAAAUGAAGUACACGCAACUACGCCUGUGAACUCGGAGAGCCUUUCAGCAUUCCUUGAAUCUACCCUAGGAAAAGGCACUUUCUUUUCUUAUGAGAUUUUUAGUUAGAGGUAAAAGAGCCCAAGACGCGCAUCCACCGGAUAAGCCAUAUAGUUCUUUGUGAUCCUCAAGUUCAAGUCGUUGGACGCUUCGUGUCCCUGCCCCCUUUCUCUUCCUUGGGCUUUGGGCUUUUGUCCAACUUCCAACUCAAUAUCUUAGUCAUCUUUCUUCAAAGGCCGUUGAUUCUGCUUCCUUGAUUGAAUAAUAGAAGGUGAAUCAAUAAGACAGUACCGGGCGUGUGAUAACAACACUUGCUUUCGUGCUGGAAUUACCUUGGUGUCACUCACCUAUCUUUGCCUUGCUUGGCUCCUGUAUACUAAAAUGGCUGUCUCGCUGUCUACUGGAGCUCGGAUCCGACUAAAAGUGGGUUCGUGUAUAUGCGCCCUGCCCAGAGCUAGCCUGAAAGAGCAGCCGUGGAGAGUCUUGGCUACCAUGCCCGGGAGUGCUUUCGAGAAGACAUGCACCUUUCUAAGAUCUUCUUCUUUGUCUUGAGAACAGCCUCCUUCUCUAUCUAUUUCCCCUCAUUUGCACGAGAUGACGGGAUUACUUGCAUACUCGUAAGGCAUGAUUUUUCCACUUGCUUGAAGCUCUCUUCCCGUGUCGAUGAGGGGCUAUU